Molecule: messenger RNA, 444 nt
Organism: Merops nubicus (carmine bee-eater)
Lineage: Eukaryota; Metazoa; Chordata; Aves; Coraciiformes; Meropidae
Gene: TMEM139
Product: transmembrane protein 139
Exons: 2
Source: RefSeq, a predicted model, not a curated record
AUGUGGUUAGAGUCACACUGGAGGAACCUUCGCCAAGCCUUGCUGCUUCUUUUCACUGCUGCUCUUCUCAUUGGGGUGACCAUGCUGGCCAUUUCAUCUAACAUCAACCCAGUAGGCUAUUUUUUCCUAGGGGUAGGGGGAGUGUGCCUGGUCGGCUAUUUGCUGAGCAUGUUUGUCGAGUGUUACCUGCGGAAUGAGCGCCGACAUGACGCAGAGGAGAUAACCCCGCGCAGGCAGAGCCAAGCAGGGGUGAACGCCGCCUACGAGGCGCCCACCUACGAGGAGGCGAUGGCCGCCUCGGGCCCGGCAGUGUGGACGACUGCAUCCAGCCCGGGCUCGGUGCCCUCCCCGCUGAACGAGCCGCCUCCGUACAACGUGGUGAUCGAGUCGGCCGCCCAGGCAGAGGCGAUGGCGGGGGCUCUGAGGCUGCCCCUGGCACCAGAG